Molecule: messenger RNA, 499 nt
Organism: Amoebophrya sp. A120
Lineage: Eukaryota; Dinophyceae; Syndiniales; Amoebophryaceae
Source: the annotation of a GenBank genome assembly
UUUUUGAAGUAUUGUCACCGAAGUUGCACAAGCAAGUAGAAGCUAGUAGUUGACUUUCUCUGAGCAGCAGCCGUGCCAUGAUUCUGAAAUUUUCGCUCGCUGCCUAGCUGCAUUUCUACUGACUGUCUGCUACUUUAUCUUCCCGUUGUACCCCAUCGGGAUAGUGUCUGUAGUCGUAGUUCAGGAAAAAUUCUAUGUCUAUGCGCAUGUGAUGUUUCCUGCAUCAAGAGAAAAAGUCAAACUAACUUCUGGUGCGACCACUACAGGCACAAAAAUUUUAAGAAAGUACUCAUCUCGAUCUCGUGUCAAAGUUUCGUAUAUCAGAAAGAGGUAGCUCCUAGUUGUAAAAGUACUCCGGAUACUAGCGGUCACUGUUUGCAGCAGCGGAGAUGAUCCAGCCCCUUGUAAGAGCAGACCAGAAAUUUAUACACGUCGUAGAGUAGUUCUUGGGUGCAAUACAAUUCUUCAAUCCGAUUCUAUUGUCCUGGUGGAGCUCCUG